Molecule: messenger RNA, 579 nt
Organism: Python bivittatus (Burmese python)
Lineage: Eukaryota; Metazoa; Chordata; Lepidosauria; Squamata; Pythonidae
Gene: SPACA9
Product: sperm acrosome associated 9
Cellular component (GO): sperm flagellum; acrosomal vesicle; ciliary base
Source: RefSeq, a predicted model, not a curated record
AUCGGGGGGAAGAAUAAAGGAGGGGGGAAAAUGAACGAAAUCAAGGAGUGCCUACGGAACAUCGAACAGACAUACAAAAUCUUCCAACAGCAGCAGUUCACCUUCAUUGCUGCCCUGGAGCACGUUCGAGAAAACGCCCAUGAUAAAAUUAAGCCUGUGUCUAGCAUCGGGCAGGUGCAGACAUACAUGGAGCACUAUUGCAACCACACGACAGACAAGCGCAUUCUCCUGAUGUUUCUCAACAUCUGCUGCGAACUGAACAAGCUUUGCAACAGGCUGGAGUCCCUGCACCCUGGAAACAGCAUGACCAACGCACUCUUGGAGAAAUGCAAGAUGUAUGUCAGCCAGAGCAACGACCUCAGCGGCCUCCGCGCCAAAUAUCCUCACGAUGUGGUGAACCAUCUCAGCUGUGAUGAAGCCCGAAACCACUACGGCGGUGUGGUGAGCCUCAUCCCCAUCAUCCUGGACUGCAUGAAGGAGUGGGUGGCCCACACGGAAAAACUCCCACGAAACAUGUUGCAGAGCGCUUCUUAACUUCUGCCAUUUUUUUGCUUCCAACCAGAAGACGCUUCUGAAUAA